Messenger RNA from Cynoglossus semilaevis (tongue sole), 6931 nucleotides. RefSeq lists its product as uncharacterized. Gene Ontology annotation, molecular function: protein binding. Gene Ontology annotation, biological process: vesicle-mediated transport. The record is from RefSeq and is a predicted model, not a curated record. The transcript has 49 exons. The coding region runs from base 118 to 6705 and encodes 2195 amino acids. NCBI's taxonomy places the organism in Eukaryota, Metazoa, Chordata, Actinopteri, Pleuronectiformes, Cynoglossidae.
GCUAAGAUGUGAGUGUGUGUGUGUGUGUGUGUGUGAAAGAGAGAGAUAGAGAAAAGGGGAGGGAGAGAGAAAGACGGGAAGAGGGAGAGAUCAGUCGGUCCAGACCUCAGCAGCAUCAUGGCUCCUAUCGGAUUAAAGGCGGUGGUCGGAGAAAAGAUCAUGAAUGAUGUCAUCAAGAAGGUGAAGAAGAAGGGAGAAUGGAAGGCUCUGAUUGUGGACCAGCUCAGCAUGAGGAUGUUGUCUUCCUGCUGCAAGAUGACAGACAUCAUGACAGAGGGCAUCACCAUUGUGGAGGACAUCAACAAACGACGAGAGCCUCUCCCCAGCCUGGAGGCCAUUUUUCUGAUCACACCCACAGAAAAGUCUGUCCACACCCUCAUCGCAGACUUCAAAGAUCCUCAUUCACAGAAGUACAAGGCAGCCCACGUGUUCUUCACCGACUCCUGCCCCGAUCCUCUGUUCAACGAGCUGGUGAAGAGCAGAGCCUCCAAGACUAUCAAGACUCUGACGGAGAUCAACAUCGCCUUUCUCCCCUACGAGUCUCAGGUGUACUCUCUGGACAAUCUGGAUGCCUUCCACAGCUUCUACAGCCCCCAUAAGACCCAGCUCAAGAACCCAGUGAUGGAGAGGCUGGCCGAACAGCUAGCAACACUGUGUGCCACCCUGAAGGAAUAUCCAGCUGUCAGAUACCGAGGGGAGUACAAGGACAAUGCCACACUGGCUCAGCUGCUCCAAGACAAACUGGACGCCUACAAGGCUGAUGACCCAACCAUGGGAGAGGGUCCUGACAAGGCGCGCUCUCAGCUGAUCAUCCUGGACAGAGCCUUUGACCCUGUCUCUCCUGUCCUUCAUGAGCUGACCUUCCAGGCCAUGGGCUAUGAUCUGCUGCCCAUUGAAAAUGAUGUCUACAAGUAUGACACCAGUGGAAUGGGUGACUCUCGGGAGAAGGAGGUCCUUCUUCAUGAGGACGAUGACCUAUGGGUCAGUCUGAGACACAAACACAUAGCUGAGGUCUCUCAGGAGGUGACACGUCAGCUGAAGGACUUCUCUGCCAGCAAAAGGAUGAACACCGGAGAGAAGACUACAAUGAGGGACCUGUCUCAGAUGCUGAAGAAGAUGCCUCAGUACCAGAAGGAGCUCAGUAAGUACUCCACUCACCUGCAGCUGGCUGAAGACUGUAUGAAGCACUACCAGGGAACAGUGGACAAACUGUGCCGCGUGGAACAGGACUUGGCCAUGGGGACAGACGCAGAGGGGGAGAAGAUCAAAGACCCCAUGAGGGCCAUCGUUCCCAUCCUGCUGGACGCCAACGUCAGCACAUAUGACAAGAUCCGCAUCAUCCUGCUCUACAUCUUCCUUAAGAACGGCAUCACAGAGGAGAAUCUGAACAAGCUGAUCCAACAUGCUCAGAUCCCCCCUGAGGACAGUGAGAUCAUCACUAACAUGGCCCACCUGGGUGUGCCCAUCAUCACAGAUUCUACCCUCCGCCGAGGAAAGAAGCUGGACAGAAAGGAGCGCGUGAGCGAACAGACCUAUCAGCUGUCCCGCUGGACACCACUGGUCAAGGACAUUAUUGAGGAUGCCAUUGAAGACAAAUUGGACACCAAGCACUACCCCUACAUCUCCACCCGCUCCUCUGCCUCCUUCAGCACCACUGCAGUGAGUGCUCGGUACGGACAAUGGCACAAGAAUAAAACACCUGGAGAGUACCGCACAGGUCCACGAGUCAUGGUCUUCAUCAUCGGUGGCGUGUCCUUCAGCGAGAUGCGCUGUGCCUAUGAGGUCACACAGGCCAAUGGAAAAUGGGAGGCCAUCAUUGGCUCGACCAACAUCUUCACCCCCACCAGCCUGUUGGAGCAGCUGAAGGCCAUGAACAAACCAGAUGAGGAAGAGAAGGCCAAAAAGCAGCUCUCUACAGACUUGUACUACAACUACCAAGAUGUGAGCUCCGGACCAUCAGUCACAGUCGGCUCUGAAAUCCCAGAAAACCUCUUGCACCUCUCUCACUCAUUUGGUUACGACAGUCGGCGACGAGCCAACCUUCAACUGCUGGACGACAGAACUCUGAUGUUCAUAGCAGGUAACCUGCUGGUUUUGCUGGACAUGUACACAGCUGAGCAGAGGUAUCUACGCUCCUGCAGCGGAGGAGGAAUUGGCUCCAUCACGGUUCACCCUAGAAGAGAAAACUUUGUUGCAGCAGAGAAAGGAAACCAGCCCAACAUCCUCAUUUAUGAAUAUCCAUCAUUACGACUGUACCACAUCCUCAGAGGUGGCACAAUGCACACAUUCAGCUCAGUGCAAUUCAACCCCGAUGGGACUCUCCUGGCCAGUGUGGGCGGAGCUUCUGACUACACAUUGACGGUGUGGAACUGGAGGCAGGAGGAGGUGGUGCUGAGGUGCAAGGCCAUUUCUCAGGAGGUCUACAGAGUCAGCUUCUCCCCAUACGAGCCAGGACUGCUCACAACCUCAGGAUCUGGACACAUCAAGUUCUGGAAGAUGGCCAGUACUUUCACAGGUCUGAAACUUCAGGGACAUGUGGGACACUUUGGAACAGCUGCAGCUACCGAUAUUGACGGAUACCUGGAGCUUCCAGAUGGAAGGGUGGUGUCAGGAACAGAAUGGGGAAAUUUACUGCUCUGGGUUGAAAACGCUGUCAAAGUGGAGAUUUCCCGUAAGGAGGGGCGGAGCUGCCACGGCGGGUCAGUUCAGCCAUUUGUUCUGGAUGAUGGACAACUGAUGACCUUUGGCUCUGAUGGAGUGGUGAGGACCUGGGACUUUGAGAGCAUCCAGUCCGCCAACAGUCUUGAGGACAACAACAGGUUUGAGAUGGAGCCUAUGAACGAGCUGGUGGUGGGACACAAUGUCUGCCUGUGUUCUGUGGUGAAGGGUCCUCAACCUGACUCCUUCAUCUGGUUCGCUCAGGACUCAAAUGGAGGGAUCUGGAAACUGGAUCUGUCCUUCACUAAUACAACUCCAGAUCCAGAGUGUCUGUUCUCCUUUCAUGCUGGAGUAAUACAGGGCCUGGAUGUCUCACAGAAGUCCCACCUCAUGGCAACGACUUCUCUAGACCGUUCAGUUAGAGUUUUUGAUUUCCUGGCCAAAAAAGAACUGACAUGCAGCCGUUUUAAUCAGGGCGGAACAGCUCUGGCCUGGGCUCCACCUUCGGUUCACCGCAGCGGAGGUUUACUGAUAAUUGGGUUUGAAGACGGUGUGGUCCGACUGCUGCAGCUGUAUAGCACUGAGACACCACAUCAACUCACCUGGCCCAACACCAGUGGAGAUGUCAAGCUCCGCCUCCAGCAGGCCUUUAAACCCCACAAGGCUGCUGUCACCGCUCUGUCUUGUGAGACAGACAUUUUAGCCACAGGGAGCUCCGACUGCACUGUUUUCUUUUUUGCUCUCGGAGAAACUUACAGCCCCAUCGGCUUCAUUCAUGUUCCUGGGCCAGUUCAGAGGCUGCAGUGGUCUCCUCAUCCUCAGAGUGAGAGCAGACUACUAAUCUUCUGUCAGAGUGGUCACGUGGUAGAGGUGCACAGACCUGAUCCAGGUGCUCAGAAACCUGCUAAGACCUUCCAGCUGCUGGAUCUACCAAGGAAAACAUUUCGGUUCAAGAGCAUCAAAUCACGAAUCAAGAGAGAGGAGGAAGUUGCAAGACGUCAAGCUUUAAAGGAAGAGAAAAAGAAAAGAGAAAGAAGAGUGGCUUUAAGAAUUGAAUCAGAGCAGGUGGAAGAAAAUAAGCAGGACACAAGAGAAGAAGAAGAAGAUGAAGUUGAAGAUGAAGAUGAAGACGAAGAAGAGUUACCACCUGUCCACAUCCCUGUGUGUCCGAGUCCUAUCUACUGUGGUUUCUAUUCAAAGCCUGGACACUUCUGGCUAUCGAUGGGAGGCUUUGACUCAGGUUACCUGUAUCAUUGUAAGUUUUCUGAGGACCAGGAAGAAGAUCCAGAUAACCAGUGGGAUGAGCCCUUCCACUAUGUUCCCAUUGAAAACUCAGACACGGACCCCAUUCGCUCUGUGACAUUCAGGUACAGGGCAUGCAAUUCAGAGCUGCUACUGGGUCCAUAUUUCAAGGAUCAGGCAGAACAAGAGAAGUCCAGGCUGAUAAUGGAGGUUAGAAAACAGCUGAGCUGGGAGGAAGAGAGAAGUGGAGCAGCUCUGAAGAAACUACAGGACUGGUUCUUUGCCUCUCUGGAAACCAACAUAGUCACUGUAGUGGCCAUCUCCAGCGACCACAGAGUAUCCACCUACCUCCAGCAACCAACCACUGAGUUCCCGACUCAACACCAACACAUAAACACCAUCAACCAACCUGACGGAGACUGUAAUGCUGCAUCGGAGAGGAGGAACCACGGAGCGUGGCCUGUAGAAGACAGUGACAAAAAGAGAGACGAGGAGGUGGAGGUGCUGCGUCCACAGGUGCCACCAUCAGCAGGUGUAAGGCUGGGAGUCCGACAGGAGGAGAAGCUGAGGAGAGCUGCGGAGAAGGCAGAACAAGCGCGAGCCAAAAUAGAGAAGAGGAAAAAAGAAUGGGCCAAACUUCACGCAGAGAAACCAGAUGAGAACCAUGAGGAUCCUCGGGCCGCACAGCUCAUCCGUGAAGCCAGAGAGAACAUCGGAGACUUAAAACUAAGGACAGAGACAGACCAAGCUGUGCCAGAACAUCUAAGGAUGAAUCCAGAGAAGAAGAGAGUGGAGAUCAUGGGUCUGGAGAUCAGUAUUCGAGAACAACAAACCCAGAUGAACAGUCGCAUCAUGGCGUUGAGGGACUCCAAGCUCGACCUGGUUUCUCGGUUGCAGUCGCAGGUCCAACAGUUGCACAAAGUCCAGCAGCGUCUGCCAACUCAUCUCCACCGUCCGCCUCCUGUCCUGCCCACAAUACAACCAGAGGAAACCCCAGAGAGGAGGCUACAGUACGAUGACAGCAGACUGGAUCAAUACCGCGCCCUGAGAGAACAAAGCAGAUCCAGGGUCAUGGGGCAGGAGGAGGACGAGGAGCAAACCACAUAUUUAUUGGAGCUGCUGGAAAAGGAAAUUCAGGAAAAAGGAGAUCAGAAGAUACAACAGGAAGUGACUCAUCCAAUGAUUUCACCAGAGGAAGGAACAGACGAGGAGGAGGUGGAGCUGAGCGAUCUGGAGAAGGAGCUUCUACGAGAGGAGGAAAUCAGACUGUUGUACGAGCAGGACUACCUGCUGGAGCAGAUAAAUAUUUCGAUGUAUCAGUUCGACGCUGAACUUCUGCUGCUGCGUCAUCAGAAGCUUCAUCUGGACUGGGAACUGAAAAUGGCCGACCUCCGUCGCCUGACGCUCUGCCAGGAGCUGCUACUCCUCAUGGAGUUUGCGAAGAGGGAGGUCGGCCUGCAGGAGGCGCUGGACAAAUUUGUCAGGGAGGAGAAUGGGAUCACGUCCCGGCUGGAUAACUGCAGUCAGCAGCUGCAGCAGAAGCACAGAGACAUGUCCAAGCUGCAGGAGCAGGAAAAGGCAGUGGUUGCUGCCUUCCAGGAGUCACUGGGGCAGAACAACAAGUUUGAAGCCUUUCUCACCGGAGUCUUUAAGAGAAAUGUCAAAUAUGUGAAGACGCAGGAGCCAAGUGAAGGUGAAGAAAUGGACAGUGAUGAAGACUCUGAUGCUGUUGAUGAUGACAGUGACUCGGGAGAAAACGCAGUCCAAGGCUGUGACCCUCAGUUGUACGAAAACACGUUGCAGCUGAGGGAGCGAAGGCUGGACGUGGAGGCGCUGCUAAUGGAAGAGAAGAGGAGGGCGGAGGCCCUGAAGGAGGAGCAAGAGGUUCUUCUCAAGAAGCAGAAAACAGCAAGGCUCAGUGUGAAGGCAGCGGAGCAGGACCUGGAGGAAAUCAACAGAGAGAAGCAGGAGAAGAUGAAUGAGCUGGAGGUGGUUGUUCCUCUGAGGCUCCAUCAGAUUGAAUUCAUUGCCAACGGCUCCAUCCCGGCCGAUUUAAGUGAGGCACUGGUGGUGGACAGCAGCGAGCUGAGAAGACUGCAGCAGCGCAUCGAACAGCUGCACGUGGAGAGGGGUCAGCAGAAAGAAGCAAAGGUCCAGGUCCGACGAGACCACAGCAGACUGAUCCAUGAGUGCAAGGAGCUAAAGACUACAAUCACAGAGCUGGAGGAGCAGUGCGACACUCUGAUGAUGAAGAAAUUUGGGAGACUGGUGGAUCUGGAGGCUCUGCAGACACUGAGAGGAAACCGGGAGCUGGAGGAGCUGAAGCAGCAAAAAGUUCUUCAAGAAGCUCGAUGGGGCAAAGAAGGCAGAGAGUGGGAGGCCAAGGUCGAAGCAGCGCAUGAUGCUCUGAUGGACGUGACCAGGUGCAACACGGAACUUCUCGCCAGAAAGAAGAAAUUUGUUGAAGAAAACAUGGAACUGAAGCGUAAACUGGAGACUCAUCAGAGGAAAACUACUACCCAGGGGGCGCUCUUCCAAGAUCACAGAAGACGAGUAGAUCAAGAAGAGAUCCGAAGACUCCAAAUGUUGGUGAAGAAGCAGACGGACCAAGCCGAAGCUAUUAGGAGAGAGAUUUACUUCCUGUCCCGAAAAGGAGGCCACGUAGUUCCCCCUGCACAGGCCACGCUACCCCCCCUUACCCCAGUGACCACCUCCUCUUGCACUGGUCAGACACACAUGGGGAAUCAAGGUAAAGGAGCAGUGCGUCAAUUGAAACUGGCUAAUGUGCAAAGGUCACAGAAGUAAACACCGAAGCUUUCAGUAAAGGCGAUAUAAAGAUAGUGAAUAGAUGAUGUCUAGGAACAUCACAAAACCACAUUUUAAUUAGGUUUAUAUUUUUAAAGAAUGUAUGAGUAAUAUAUAUGUUGCUCCCCUGACGACAUAUAGUACAGGAAUACCAAAGUUAUCGCUGGUGUAUUAAGACUUCUCCUUGAUUUUGAUCCAAACAUUAAAAAUGUCCGAUGGUGUGACU